Malassezia pachydermatis is the source of this 9564-nucleotide messenger RNA. RefSeq lists its product as hypothetical. The transcript has a single exon. The record is from RefSeq and is a predicted model, not a curated record. Lineage: Eukaryota; Fungi; Basidiomycota; Malasseziomycetes; Malasseziales; Malasseziaceae. Gene Ontology annotation, biological process: mitochondrion organization; late endosome to vacuole transport; protein retention in Golgi apparatus. Gene Ontology annotation, cellular component: extrinsic component of membrane. Bases 1 to 9564 code for a protein of 3187 amino acids.
AUGCUUGAGGGUGUCUUGGCGUCGGUUCUGAACCGUUUCCUAGCGCCCUAUGUGGACGGUCUGAACACCAAUCAGCUCAAUGUAGGCAUCUGGAGUGGAGAUGUCAAGCUGCGCAAUCUGCGUUUGAAGCGAUCUGCGCUCGACAAGCUUCGGCUUCCCAUCGAUGUAAAGGAGGGGUAUCUCGGCCAGCUCACUUUGUCGAUUCCAUGGUCGAACCUCAAGGGGAAGUCUGUGCGAGUCUUGAUCGAGAACGUGUCGUUGCUGGCCGCUCCUCGUGAUGCUUCUGUGGCCGUGGACGAAGACGAGGAGGAAGAGCGUCAGCAGGCUUUAAAGCAGGAAAAACUUGCGCAAUCGGAGGUAAUUUCAGCGGGCUUAAGUGUCAAGCCUGAGGAAGAGGACACACAAAAGACUGAAUCGUUUAUUAGUUCGCUCGUGACGCGUGUCAUUGACAAUGUUCAAAUCACAGUGCGCAACAUCCAUAUCCGCUACGAGGACAAGAUAUCGAAUCCCUUGCAUCCUUUUUCGAUCGGUAUCACACUUGCAGAGCUGUCUGCUGUAUCGACCGAUGGCAAUUGGGAGCCGACGUUUGUCCACAAUUCGUCGUAUGGUAUCCAUAAGCUGGCCCGCCUUGACUCCCUGUCCAUCUACUGGAACACAGAUGAAGAGUUUAUCACGUCAGAAUCAAGUGAAGAUCUCCAGGACCGCCUGACUUCUCUGAUCCCUGCCAAAGAUAAACGCCCAGACCACCAAUAUAUCCUAGAACCUGUGUCCGGUGUAGGCAAGUUGGUCAUUCGUCAUACAGCCACCAAGGAGCAACCAAAGAUGGAUGCCCAACUUGUGUUUAACCAAAUCGGAAUUACACUGGAUAACCAGCAAUACACGGAUGGCCUGAACAUGGUCAACCUGUUCAGUUUCUAUGCGCGCCAAGUGCAAUACCAACCGUUCCGUCCCACAGCUGCGGAACUCGAAGAGAAUCGACCUCGUGCGCUCUUCCAGUUUGCCGCACGUGCUAUUCGCAACGAAGUACACCAGCGCAGACGGGUCUGGACGUGGGAGUUUAUUCGAGAGCGUCGGGAUAUGCGGCGCGAGUACAUUCGGCUGUUCAAAGAAUACCUGCAUGCUGGUCCAACGAUCAACUCGGAUGGAUCUGUCACGCCCAAGAGCGACGAGAUUAUGGCCCUAGAGCGCAAACUUGAGUACCGCGAUAUUCGUUUCUACCGUACGCUCGCGCGUCGCGAAGUUCGGAAAGAGCGGUUGGAUACCCAGGUGGCCGAGGCCAAGGAGGAAAAGCGUGCUGCUACUUCGGGCGGAUGGCUGGGCUGGCUAUGGGGCUCCUCCUCCUCGGAGUCCAAGCCGGAAGACGAUGUAUCGCUGAAUCAGCAGCAGCGCAAGGAGCUGUAUGAUGCGAUUGAAUGGGACGAAGAAACAGGCAAAUCCAUGCUUGUAUCGCUGGAUGACAUCCCACCAGAGAUUGUGCGCGUGCACGUCACGGCUAAGCUGAACGGGGGAUUCUUGCAGCUGCGCGAUAGCCAGACACGGCGUCCGCUUAUGGCGAUGGUGUUUGAAACGCUCCAGGGCGAGCUGCAUCAGCGUAUGCACAGCUUCCUCACGUCGAUCUCCCUCGGCUCCUUGCGUGUGGAGGACAGCACGACGAAGGAUAGCCAGUUCCGCGAAGUGGUGCGUGUCCGUGAUGCCACCGAUGUGGAUGAAUCCAUCCCGCUGUUUUAUUUGCAGUACGAGGACCAUCCUUUGGAUGGCCGUGCCGAUUCCGCAUUGGAACUGCGUAUGCGUUCGCUGGAAAUCGUGUACCACGCGUCAUACAUUACGGCCAUCUCCCAGUUCUUCGAGACGCCUGAGACCGAGUUAGAAGUGAUCGGUGCAUUGAUGGAUGUGGCCAGUUCCAAGCUGGAAGGUCUGCGUCGUGAAACGCGAGCUGGCUUGGAGAAUGCACUGGAAAACCACAAAAAGAUGGACAUUGCAUUGGACGUGCAGUCGCCUAUCUGGGUCUUGCCGGAGAGUGUCACGAGUCGUGAUGGCGAUGUGCUCAUCCUGGAUGCUGGCCACCUAGCCGUGCGUUCGUUGUUGGUCGAGCCGCAGACGAUGGAUGAACUUCGGUCUAAGCAUUUUAGGAAGUAUACGGACGAGGACUAUCGCCAGCUGGAAGAGCUUAUGUACGACCGCUACUUUAUCAAGCUGGAGGCUGUACAGUUGGUGCUGGGCGACGACUACAAUGCAUGCAUUCAUGCAUUGAGUGUGGAAGAAGAGCGUGAGCUGCACUUGCUUGAGCGUAUCAACUUGUCGUUUACCUUACACAGCUCGAUCCUUCCCAACGCCCCCAAUCUGACGAAGUGCAAAGUCACAGGUUCGCUGCCCAGUCUGCAGAUCCAUUUCUCCGACAAGAAGUAUCACACGCUCCUGAACUUGAUCUCUGUUGCGAUGCCAGGGGGCGACGAGCCUCCCACGCAGUCUCCGCCACUGAGGCGUAUGGAUUCGUACGAUCCUUUGCAUCAACGUCGUAUGCGCAUUGCCGAUCAGCUGAGGGGCGUGGAAGAUACGUUGUUGGACGAGGAGGAUGUGUACGACGAAAAUGUGAGCGAGCUGGAUAGCGAGAACGAGACUUUCCAAGAGCCGCAGGUUGUUGGUCCUGAGCAGUUGUCCGAGCAGCAGACGAAGUUUGAGUUCCAGUUGGUCGUUGAUCAAGUCUCGGGUACCAUCAGCAAAUCAGCUACCGACGAUACAGCGGAGCAGCAGCUGGCCGAGGCGGUGUUUAGGCAUUUCCGGCUGGGUGUGUAUGUGCACAAAUACAAGCUCCAAGUGGAUGUGAGCCUUGGAUCGCUGGAUCUUGUCGAUUGUGUAGUGGAGCAGGAGCCCAUGUUCCGCCAUAUGAUCACCUCGCGGGCGCUGGAGGAAUGGACAGGACGUGCUGAGACACCUGAAGCGGACGCGCAUGAUCUUGUGUUUGUGCGCUUCAUCAACGUCGAGCCAGAAUCGGCCGAUUUCCAGGAGGUGUAUGAUGGCAUCGAGAACUCCGUCACGGUAACGCUCUCGACGAUCAAUCUAAUGAUUACGCGUGUCACCGUACUGACUGUCUACGACUGGAUCCUGCAAACGUUUACGACGCCAGUGGAGGAAACGGCGCCCGCCAAGACAGUCUCCGCAACGACGACAGCCACGACGCCAUCACGCUCUACACAGGCUGUUGAGGCCUCAUCGUCGUCCAAGUUCCGUAUGAAGCUGAAACUAUCGUCCAUUCUUCUUCGGUUGAACGACGAUGGCGUCUUGCUUUCGACAUUGACUUUGUCUACCGCGGACAUUGCGAUUCUCUUCCGCGACAAUUCCAUGCGUAUGGCUGCGCGCGUGGGCUCGCUCUCGCUGAUUGAUGAGCUGCAUCGUGACCGUGCUGAUCCCUCGUUUGCGAAUCUGCUUUCCAUUGAAGGCGAUGAACUAGUGGAUAUGGCGAUGGAGACGUUUGACCCGCAUGAUGCACAGUACCCAGGCUACGACACCUACUUGUGGCUGCGAUGCAACACACUGAAGCUCGUGUAUGUCCCUGAGCCGUACGCGGAUAUUGUCGCCUUCUUUGCCAAGAUGGCCAGUAUGAAGUCUGUGUACCUCGUCGCAGCAGAUGCUGCCUCCAAUCAGGCAUCGCAGCUCCAAGCUCGUCAAGGUCUGACCAAGUACGAUAUUUUGAUUAAGAGUCCCAUCGUGGUACUUCCGCAAGAUAUUCAUGGAUCGGACCAGUUGCGCGCUCACCUCGGCGAGAUGUAUGCGCACAAUGUGAUCAAACGCAAAGAUACGACAUACGAAUCUACGCUUGAGGCAGGUCUGCGUCAGAUCCGUGUCGUGUCCCUUCUCACGCAUGAAGGUCAGCAGCAUACGCUGCGCAUGCUUGACGAUGUGCAUGUAGCGCUCACCUUAAAAGAAGAGGCGCCCAUGUCACUUACCCCCACGGAUGCGACACAUACACUGCAGUUCUCUGCUAGCAUUUCUGACAUUACGAUGUCGCUCACCCAGAGGCAGUACGCUGUGGUGAUGGGCAUUCUGAAGCACAUCAACAAGGUGGGCCCUAUGCCGGACGAGGCGGCAUGUACUCCACCCUUGCCAGCAUCUCCCCUAGCUAUGCCGCCCAAGGCAGAGGCAGAGGCGGUGGCAGACGCAGACGCAGCCUCGGAUCUGGCAGUCCCCAUGGCUUUCUGCGAAGGUCAUUUGAGUUUGCAUGCCAUUCAUCUCCACUUGUUUGAUGAGCAUGCGACAUCGCCCACGACGUUGGAAGACUCGCGCCUGUUUGAGUUCGUGCUGCAGGAUGCGAAGUUGAAGGUGCAUCAGGAUGCAAAGACAGGCCGUGAUAUUGAGGUGGAUAUCAAGUCGUUUGCAGCGUACGAUGCACGUCCGAAGCUUCAGUCGCAGUUCCGUGAGCUUAUCCCGCCGAUUUCGCACGAUGGUCAUCAGAUCAUUUUCAACUAUACCAUUUCGCCGCCUCCGGCGAACUCGGCAGUGGCCAUCGUGACGAUUGACAGUCCGAAGCUGAUCUUCUCGCUGGAUCCUCUGUUUGCGUUGACGCGCUUCCUAUCGUCUGCUUCUGCGACUUCCUCGACUGUUACGUCGACCGUGGCUGCCAUUACGGAGGCCAAUAUCGACGAAGAAGGGGAUGACAUACCUGCACUAUGCCAGCAACCCAAUUCCACGCUAGAGAAUGGUGGCGCAAGCGAUACGAACGCGGUGGUUGAUACGGAAGCGCCUACCGAGGCCCAGACUGACACUACUGCCACUGUGCCGAGUACGAAUGAUAAGGCAUUGAAGGCCGAACCUGAGGCGGAAGAGCCUGCUACUAACAAGGAGGAUGAACCCUCUACCCCCUUGGCCUUCUCGUUCCGUGUAAAUAUCGUGGAGCCACGCUUUAUUUUGCUCUCGUCGCCUGAGCAGGCCAAUUCGCAGGCUCUUGUCAUUAUGAUCCGCCAAGUGGUACUAUCACAACAGACUAUUUUGGCUUUGUCUAUCACGCAGCUUGGCGUGUUUACGUGGCGCAUGGAUGCCCAGCAGGAUCGGCACCGCUUGCUCAGCAAUGUCGACAUUUCGCUCUCGAUGGAUGCGCGCCUUACCGCUACCGGCAUGCUGACCAGCAUCGAAGUGGAUAUGGACCGUCUGUACUUGCGUCUUACACGCAGCGAUAUCCUCCUUAUAUCGACCGUGCUUUCGAAAGCACUGGAGCUGAGCCUGACUGGCGACGAUGCCUUGUCACAUCGUGCCUCUGCGACGACUACAGCAUCGUCCACCACAGCGUCGAAAGCCCAAAGCAAAGCGGUCAUCCCGUGCGGUAUUCCCUCGUCGAACACGACCACGAACUCCAGCGACGGCCAAGUCCUCUUUGCACGUGAGAUUCUUUUGGUGCGUGGCGCUGGUCUGCAGGUGAUGUUGAUCAGCGAAGUGCAUACCCUGCCGCUCUUGGAUCUGAAAGUCAAUCCAUUCGUGGUUAGUGCUACGGACUGGUCAGCUGACUUGCGUGUGCACACCGAGCUUGGCCUACGUCUGAACAACUUUAACUUGGCCACAUCGUACUGGGAGCCGUUUAUUGAGCCAUGGGACUUGGACAUUCGCUUUGAGACCACAGCUGUGCCGCUCAACAGCACAUUCACCAUCUCCUCCAACAAGUCUCUGGAGAUCAACGUGGCAGCGCUCAUGGUCGAGACAACCACCAACAUGCUUGCUUACCUCGACCAGGACCACCAUGUGAAGGAGGAAGCGAGGCAUAUGGCCCCCUUCCGCAUCUGCAACCGGACAGGCUACCGCCUGAGUGUCUGGUCAGAGUCGACAGUCGGCACGAGUGGGCCACGCAACGGUGCGCACCGUCUAGACAAUGGCCAUGACAUGCCUUGGGCCUUUGGAGAUUGGCGUAUGAUGCGUGAAAAUGCAUCGGAAAUUAUGUACAACCGCCUUGCCGUGCAUGUCGACGACAUGCCUUGGGAGCGUGUGCGUCACAUCUCGGUCGAUCGCGAAGGCGAGUAUGUCAUGGCCUUGCGUCCCAAACUCAACCAUGUCACACACCGCAUUAUGUGCGAAGUGAAGCUGGUGAACAAUGUCAAGGUGAUUACGUUCCAGUCCACGUUCCGUGUGGACAACCGUGCAUUGAUUCCCUUUGAAAUUGGCCUCUUGGACGACAAGGGCGAAUUGAGCUCGACGAUUUUGCGGAUCGAGCCCGGCACGCACUCUGCCUUGCCCAUCUGCGAUGCGUACGACAAGAAGAUCAAGGUACGGCCUGAUCCUGGCCUUGGCUACACGUGGUCCAAUGAAUCUGUGGGCUGGCAGGAUCUCAUGCUGCAAGCCUCGCGUGUAUUUACAUGCCCUGCGCUCGAAGACGGCGAGGCGCCGUUCCAGUUCCAGGCGUAUGCGAUCCGCGAUAUGCAGCAUGCAAGCAGUCGAACGUAUCCGCGCCUCACUCUGGCCUUGCGGGCCCCCGUUGAGAUCGAAAACCUGCUGCCUUACGAUAUCCACUACCGCCUCUUCGAUAAGAACUUGAACCUGAACUGGUCAAGCUACCUUCGCAAAGGCAAUGUAUCGCCUAUUCACGUUGUGGCGUUACAGCACCUUCUCCUGCUAAGCAUCGAGUUGGAAGACUCGGUGUACUCACCCAGCGAGUUCGCCAUUAUUGCGUCAGACAACCCAGACGAUUUCCAAGUGGAGCAUGUCUUGCCGCUUGCCGACGAAUCCAACUUGAAGUUGGAGUUGCGCUUGCAUUACUACACCUACCCUGACUCGGGUGGCGCGUUCAAAGUGCAGAUCUACGCCCCGUAUAUCUUCCUGAACUUGUGCCGUCUGCCUGUCACGAUCAAGUCGCGGCCCUGGGCAGGCCAUUCCAAGAUGGUGGCUGGGCAAGAGUCGGACGAGUCGGAUGUCGAUGCCUGGGAGCACACAAAGCCCUUCUUGCUCUCACGUGCGCGUGAGCGUAACAACCGCUUUGUACUGCGUGUAGGCAACUCGAGUUGGUCGAAGCCAUUGUCGUUCGAUGUGAUUGGUUCGGAAGUGGGUGUCGCCAUCCCAUCGGCGCGCGGCGAUCGCGAGUUGCACCUGGGUCUGGACAUCGAGGAUGGCCUGGCGAAGUUCAAGCUAAGCAAGGUCGUCAAGUUGACGCCGCGGUACAUGGUGCAGAACAUGCUUGAGGAUACGAUCUACUUAGCCGAGACCGAAGGCGGUGAAGCCAUUACCAUUGAGCCUGGCGAGCGUACGCCGCUGCACUGGCUGCAUGUGUCAUCUGAUAAGCGUGCGGUCCUCAGCUACGAGAACCAUGCCGGUGGGUGGACGGCCCCCUUCCUCAUCGAUAACAUCGGUACCGUCUUUUUACGCGCGACAAGUCCUCGUGCACCGCAACACUUGCUUCAAGUGGAUGUGCAGCUGAGCGGAUCGGUGCUGUUUGUCCGCAUCUUGCCUGUGACAGGUACAUGGCCUUUCCUGCUCCGCAACGAAACGCAGCACAAGGUCUUGUUCAUGCAGACGCCGACGGCUGGCGAGGCGCAGCGUGGUACGCAUCGGACCGAGUUGAAACGCUACGUCUUGGAGCCGCGCAGCAAGAUGAAAUAUGCAUGGGACUACCCGGCCGACGCAGACAAAUACAUUCGCUUGCAAAUCAACGGUACUGAGCGUGUCGUGAACAUGUUUGAAAUUGGCUCGUUGCUGCCAUUCAAGUUCGGCGCUCGUGGAUCCCAGCCAGGCGGUGUCGUAUCUCUAGACAUUCGUGCUGACAAUGAAGCGCAAGUGCUAGUGAUUUCUGACUACUCGGAAUCCAAGAGCAAGUUCAAGAUGGCGCAGAAGAAACUGCCGUCGUCCUCGGCUAUGGUCAGCGACGACUUUGAGGCUGUGGAUGUUGAUACGUCCAUUCUCUUUGCCUUCAAGGUGGAAUUGGCUGGCCUCGGCGUCUCGCUGAUUUCGUCCAAGGUGCGCGAGAUUGCCUACAUCACCUUCCGUGGUCUGGAACUGAGCUACACCGAGUCUCAAGUCACCACCGCUGUCAAUGUCAUCUGCAAGUGGAUUCAGAUCGAUAACCAAACACCGGGCAGUAUUUUCCCGAUCGUCUUAUACCCGACUGUGGUACCGAAAGACGGCAAGGAGUUGGAUGUGCACCCCACGCUACAAGCCUCUGUGAUUCGCAGCAAGGACGAUACACACGGUGUUUACCACAUAAAAUACGCCUCUGUCUUGCUCCAGGAACUCACAGCCGAAGUUGACGAGGACUUCCUGUAUGCGGUGUACGACUUUGUGCGUGCUAGCAGUACACGCGCUGAGAAGGAGUACGACGAUAGCGUCUUCAUCGAGCAUCCGGAUGAUUUGCCCGAACCACCUCCCCAGGCGACGAGCAGCGACCAGAUCUACAUUGAGAUCUUGCAUUUGCAGCCGAUUGCCUUGAAUAUCUCGUUCAUGACGACCAACCAAACGGACAUGGAAGACACAGAGAGCUCGCGUACGCUCUUCUUCUACAUCUUCAAUGUGCUUACCAUGGUGCUUGGCAACGUCAACGAAGCCCCCGUACGUCUCAAUGCGUUGGUGAUUGAGAACGUGCGUAUGUCCAAAGAAGUGCUCAUGACGCGCAUGGCCUACCACUACGGCCAGGACUUCCUGUUCCAGGUGCAUCGCAUCCUUGGCUCGGCUGACUUCUUGGGCAAUCCCGUGGGUCUGUUCAACAAUGUCAGCUCCGGUGUUGCUGAUAUUUUCUACGAACCGUACUAUGGCCUUGUCAUGCACGGUAACCGUGAGCUUGGUUUUGGUAUUGCUCGAGGUGCUAGUAACUUUGUCAAGAAGACCGUGUUUGGUGUCACGGACAGUGUCUCGAAACUGACCGGCUCGAUCAGCAAAGGCUUCGCCGCUGUCACGCUCGAUCGCGAAUUCCAAUCUCGAUGGAAGCGUUCUCACUUCCGCAACAAGCCCAAGCAUGCGCUGUAUGGUAUCACUGCUGGCGCCAAUGCGUUGCUGAUCAGUGUGGCUAGUGGCAUUGAAGGCUUAGCGCUCCGUCCUUUGGAAGGUGCUGAAGAAAAUGGCGCUGCUGGCUUUGUCCAGGGCUUGGGCCGUGGUCUCGUUGGCGCUGUGACCAAGCCAGCUGCUGGGUUCUUUGAUAUGGCAAGCAGCAUUACGGAGGGUCUACGCAAUACUACGCUUAUGUUCGAGCAGAACAACAUUGACCGUGUGCGUUUGCCACGUUUCAUCGCAAGUGACCAUACCAUUCGUCCCUACUCGGAACGCGAGGCGCUGGGCCAAAUGUGGCUGCAGACGGCGGAUCAAGGUCGACUCCUGCAUGAUGAGUACGUUGCUCAUGCCAAUACCCCUGGUCCUCAUGGAGGUGCAACGAUUAUGCUCUCCGAAAGUCGCAUCUUGUACAUUCGCACAGGCCGCCUCAAAGUACUAUGGGAAGUGGUCUGGUCGGACCUGAAUACAAUCUCACUGGAAAACGAUGGCAUUUCACUUGUGCUACGUGGCGGUGUCCUAGGUCCUUUCCUACCUAUCACAGAAUCCAGUACACGUCUCUGGCUCUUCCGUCAAAUCUCGGGCGUCGUCCAGAAGUACAACGCCGCGCAUUCGUAG